Molecule: messenger RNA, 993 nt
Organism: Loa loa (African eye worm)
Lineage: Eukaryota; Metazoa; Nematoda; Chromadorea; Rhabditida; Onchocercidae
Exons: 2
Coding region: 1-993 (330 amino acids)
Source: RefSeq, a predicted model, not a curated record
AUGUACUCAAAAAAUCCAUACGAAGUACCCGCAGCUGGGUUCAUACUUGUCGAUAAUUUAUCAAAACUGAUUAUGGAUAGUGAUACCCGUUUGGAUCAGAACGUCACUGAAAAUUUGUUCAAUUCAAACGAAAUGAUCAAGGAGGGACAGUUCAUAACGAAAGAAAUAAAAAGGGAGCAGAGGCGGAAGAUGCUUCAAAGUAAACUGGUCGCACAAUCGAACAUGUUCGAAAAAUCUGAGGGUUCAACAAGUCAGUGUAGCGUGUAUUUGCAAACGGAGUUAAAACAGGUUCAGACAACGUACGUCAAGAUAACGGAGCUUAUCAGUGAAUUACUUCAUAAAGAAUGGGAUGAAAUGUUGAUUUACAUGAAACGUGAAGAAGAAAUCUUAAAGUUAGAAAAAGAAUGUGAGCAACAAAAAGGGCUGAAAGGAAAAGUACUGAAUUUACAACAACAACAGAGAAAACAACUGGCUGAAUUGCGGAUUCUUUUGCGUAAAGUCCUGAAAUAUCAAGAUAUUGUAGGAUGUGAACUGUUGAUAAACAUUGAAAAACUGGAACAUAAGUCAGAUAUAGCGAAGUUUAAAACCGACCAAAUUUAUUUGCGAGAGGCUUAUCGUCACCAUCAACGAAUGCGACGUGUGACAUUGUUCCAGACCAAAAUUAAGCAAAAUUUGGAAAAUUUGCAGAAACAAAUGCAAGAAACGAUCAGAAAUAGUUGUAGGGUGCAAUGGACGUUAGAUACACUCAAGCCACAGGUAGAAAGAAAUCGAAGAUUUUCGCAGGUUCAACGGAGCAAAGGAUUGGCUGAAUCAGUACAGGGGACCAAACCAAUAUCGGGACAAACGCACUGGAGAGGUGGUGGCGCAAAACAGAACUUUCACGCAACAGCAAAUAAACACUCCCAUUACGACAAUGGGUUUCAACAGCAGCACUGGCGUCGGCAGUCAAACAACGGAAUAUUCUGGCGGAAUAAUUGUAAUGGAAAUCAUUAA